AUGAUGGAGAGCCGUGAGAGAGAAGCGGGAGGCUUAGCAAGCGUGGACGCCACGUCAUCCGCCCCUCGCGGCGAAUCUCACGGCGCGUCUCACGGCGGGUCUCGCGGCAGCGAUUCGAAGAAAUCUAGGAGCGAGUCCAGUGGCGGCAAGGGGCGGAAGGGUCAGAAGCACAAGAAGCAGCGCGAUGUUCUUAAAGACGCCCAAGAAGCACAGGAACGACUCAGGCGACUCGCUGCCUCUGGAGGGGGCUCGCUGGGGGCCACGGGAUGGGGCGACGAGGGCGUUGAUGGCGCAGGGGGGGGGCAGGGGGACAUGCAGGGGGAAACGCAGGGAUCGGCAGUAAAUGAGUUUGUUACUGUUACGAGUUUUGGUGAUAUAACGGGGGGGAGGGGGAUGCGAAGGGAGGGUGAGGGUGGAAUGGCUGGGGUGGAUGCUGGUUGGGGUUGUCAGGCGGGUGAGUCGUCUGGUGGAGUGGGGUUUGGAGUGGUGGAGAUGGGUGUGGAAGUGUAUGGAGAGCAGGAAAGUGGUCAGUUUGAGGGUUACGGUGCUAGGCAGGGGGGGGAGGCUCAGAGGCAGUUUUGGGAGAAGGCGCAGGGGCACUUUGGUGGGGAGGCGCAGGGGCAGACUUGGGGGGAGGCGCAGGAGCACUUCGGGGGGGAGGCGCAGGGACGGGCUUGGGGGGAGGCGCAGGGGUAUGGGGGGGCAGGGGAAGAGCGCAGCUGGGGCGGUCAAGGGGAAACAAACUGGGAGAGGGGGGGGAAUGGCUAUCCGGGCGGAGGGGAAGGGUCUGCAUGGGGCGGAAGUGUGGACGGGCGCAACUGGGGCGGGGGUGAGGGGGAAGGGAGUGGGCGGAGAGGGGGAUGCGGAGGGGGAUGGGAAAAGGGAUGGGGCAGAGGCAAGGGGUGGCGGAGAGGAGGGCGGGGGAGAUGGGGAAACGGUUGGGGGAGGGGACGGGGGCAAGAGGGGGAGUAUGGGGGAGGAGGAGGGGGUUAUGGGGGAGGGGAUUACGGGGGAGGAGGGUACGGGGGAGGAGAGGGGUAUGGUGGGGGAGGGGGGUAUGGGAGGGGAAGGGGGUAUGGGGGCGGAGGGAGGUAUGGGGGCGGAGGGGGGUAUGGGAGCGGAGGGAGGUAUGGGGGCGGAGGGGGGUAUGGGGGCGGAGGUGGGUAUGGGGGCGGAGGUGGGUAUGGGGGCGGAGGGGGGUAUGGGGGGGAAGAAUAUGGGGGAGGAGGAUUCACUACGGAGAGCGGGGAGCAGCAGGGGUGGCAGGGGCAAGAGGGGACAGCACAGGAGGGGGAAGUGCAGGGGCAAUACAAUAGGCUGUGGGAAGGGCAGGGACUGGGAGCAGGGAACUGGGGGGGAGCACGAGAUAUGGGAGGAAGGAGGGGAUGGGUAGAAGGGCAGCAGCAACAGUAUUGGGGGGGGCAGAGACAGGGGAAAGACUGGGGGGAGGGGCGGCAGCGGGGGAGGGAGGACCAGGGGCAAUUUGAGAGUGGGGGAGAGAAGCAGGGAUGGGGAGGUGAGGAGCGGAGGGGAGGGUGUGAUGGGGAGGCAUGGGAGGGGCAGGGGGAGAGUGGAGGGGAGUGGCAGUGGCAGAAACAGCAGAGUGAUUCCCCCACACCUUAUGCCGAGCCUGACGCCUCUGGUUCGGGCAGUGCCGAGCCUGGCCCGUCUGGUUUGGAUUGUUACGAGCCUGCUCUGGGCAGUGGUCCAGCUGGUGCCAGCUGUCGGGGCGGCGUUGGUGCAGGUUCUGCCACGGCGGUAGCAGAGGAAGCAGCCGGGAAGGUUCCGGUGUAUGAUGGGUGGGGGGAUAUAGUGGGAUGGAGGGAUGCUGAUGAUGAGGGGAGCAGUGCACCCAGGCCUGCUGCUGCUGCUCCUGCUGCCACCGCCGCUGCUGCUGCUGCUGCUGCUGCUGCUGCUGCCGCUGCUGCUGUUGCUGCUCCUGCUGCUGCUGCUGCUGCUGCUGCCGCUGCUGCUGUUGCUGCUCCUGCUGCUGCUCCUGCUGCUGCUGCUGCUGCUGCUGCUGCUGCUGCUGCUGCUGCUGCUGCUGCUGCUGCUGCUGCUGCUGCUGCUGCUGCUGCUGCUGCUGCUGCUGCUGCUGCUGCUGCUGCUGCUGCUGCUGCUGCUCCUGUUUCUGCUGGUGCUUCUGGCCAGGGGGGAAGUGAGGGUUAUAGAGGGAGUGACGGUUGGCGAGAGAGUGAGGAAGGGAGCACUGGCAGUGGUGGUGGGUGGAGCGAGGGGUGUGAAGUAUGGGGACGGGUUUCGUUUGAUUCAGAAGCCCGUUCAUCACCACAGCAAUACCUUGCAGCAGCAGCAUCACCACCCUUCCCUGCUACGCCACCACCCUACCUCCUGCCAUCGGGGCCACCCCACCUUCCCCAGCCGAACCUGUCUGGUUUUGGGACCUCCCAGGGCCUGUCACAGCAGCAGCUGCCCCAGCAGCAGGUGUCUGUGUGUGCGGUGAAGCCUUCGCGCAAGGCACAGCGCACAGAGGAGUGGGUGAGAGAGGCCGCCGCUGCUGCUGCUGCAGGUGCUGAUGGUGCCGAGGAUUCGGACGAUUGCAGUGCUGCUGCGGAAACGCACGAUGCCACUGCUGUGGUUGCAGCAGCUGCUCCGGCUGUUGGUGGUGUUGGUGCUGUUGGUGGUGUUGGUGGUGUUGGUGGUGUUGGUGCUGUUGGUCGUGUUGGUGAACGAGCAGCGAAAGCAGCUCGAGAGGCCUCCGAAGCUGGAGGUCCUGCUGCUGCAGCGGCUGCUGCGCCUGCGACAGCGGCAGGUGGGAGCUUGGCGGAAAGGGAUGGGGGGGCAGAGGGGAUUGCAGCUGCUCCAGCAGCAGCAGAUUCCCGGGCGGCGGCAGAUUCCCGGGCGGCGGCAGAUUCCCGGGCGGCAGCAGAUUCUCGGUUGGCAGAUGGCAGGGAUGGUGGUGGGUCUGAAGGAGCAGGGAUCGAGUUUGAAAAAGCAGAGGGAACGACAGUCGGAGGCAACAAGGGAGGGUUUGGUAGCACAGAGGAAGAAGAGGAGGGGGGAGGAGAGGAACGAUGGGAGAAGGGAGAGGAGGAGGGAGGGGAGGGGAGAGAGGAAGGAGGGGAGGAUAGGGAGGAGGAGGCAGGGGAAGAACAACGAGUGAAAGAAAUAGAGGAGGCAGGAGGCAGUGGCGCAUACCUUGACCUGCCAUCCAACACGUGUUCUUUCUCGGAUGGCGGCGAGGGCUUUGACUCGGAUGUGGACAGUGAGGAGGAGAUGGAGUCGCUGUUCCUCGACAGCACUCUGGCAGACGACUGGCCGCUGUAUGGCGUGGGCAUGGAGGGAAUGGCGGGCCGUGCAGGGACGUCCACUCAGCUACCAGAGCCCGUUCGACGCUUCCUCCUCGACUUUGACAGCCUCCUGCCUUCCGAGUGGCGCAGCAGCAACAGCAGCAACUACCCCCCCUCUCUCCCAUCCCCCUUCCCCUCCCCCUCCUCUCCCUCCAGCUACCAGAGCCCGUUCGACGCUUCCUCCACGACUUUGACAACCUCCUGCCUUCCGAGUGGCGCAGCAGCAACAGCAGCAUCUACCCCCCCUCUCUCCCAUCCCCCUUCCCCUCCCCCUCCUCUCCCUCCAGCUACCAGAGCCCCUACCCGAGCCCGUUCGCCGCUUCCUCCAGGACUUCGACAGCCUCUCACCGUCCGAAUGGCGCAGCAGCAACCGCAACGGCGAAAAUGCUGGCGAAACUCUCUUCCCUCUCGCCUCCCCCAUUCCCCCUCUUCCUCCCAGCUACUCGAGCCCGUUCGCCGCUUCCUCCAAGACUUCGACAGCCUCUCACCCUCCGAGUGGCGAAACAACAACAACAGCAGCAACUACCGGCGAAAGGGCUGGCAACACCAGCAGCAGAGGCAGAGGCAGUUUAAGUGCCCGGUGUGUGCGGGCGGGAAGGGCGAGACGGAGUGGUGGGACGGCGUGAGGGCGCUGCUGCAGCACUCGCUGAGCAUCAAUCUAUUCCACCCGUCCAUGCUCCCCCUUCCCUUCCCCUUCCUUCCUUCUCCCAUCCCCCUCCAGCUACCCGAGCCUGUUCGCCGCUUCCUUCAGGAUUUCGACAGCCUCUCCCCAUCCGAAUGGCGCGGCAACAGCAGCAACUACCGGCGCAAAGGCUGGCAGCACCAGCACCAGCAGCAGCAGAGGCAGAGGCAGUUCAAGUGCCCGGUGUGUGCGGGCGGGAAGGGCGAGACGGAGUGGUGGGACGGCGUGCGGGCGCUGCUGCAGCACUCGCUGAGCAUCAGGAGUAGGAGGAUGAAGGAGCACCGCACCUUUGCUGCCGCUCUCGGGGAGAGGAUGAAGGACAAGGGCGCGGGGUUGGUGAUGCUUGGUGGGGGAGGUGGUGGGGAAGGGGGGAAUGGAAGGGGAGGUGGUGGGAGAGAGGGGGGAAGGGGAGGAGGGGGAAGGGGAGAGGGGAGUGGAGGGGAGGGGUGGAGUGGGGAGGGAGGAGGGAUGCGCAGACAGAGCGUGGUGUGGCCGCCCGUGGUGGUGGUGCCAAACACACAUCUGUGCCCGGACAAGGAUGGCAUGGUGAGAUGCGGACAGAAUGGGAAUGCGGUGGAUUGUGGUGGGAUGCGGUGGGAUGGGGUGAGUCAGAGCGUGGUGUGGGCGCCAGUAGUGGUGUCGCACCUUUUGAGAAUUCUCAAAAAAAACCAACACGUCCCUGAGUUCACCUGCUCCUCGCCUCUCCCCUUUUUCUCCCUGUUUUCUCCUCUCUCUCUCUCCACCUCCUCUCCUGCUUCUCUCCCCUUCCGCUCCCCUCCCUUCCUCCCAUACUCUCCUCUCCCCUCUCCUCGCCUCUCCCCUUUCACUCUCCCUCCCCCUCCCCCUCCCCCUCCUCGUCCCCCAUGGAUGGGCAUGGGCAGCUUGGAGCUCCGUCAGCAGUUCCCAGACUGCAACCUUAUCACCAAGGCCAAGAACGCUUAUGGGCCACAGGGCCACCGGGGAGUAAGCGUGUUGGUGUUUGAAGCAUCAGUGGACGGGUUGUUGCAAGCGGAGCAGCUGUGCGAGCUCUUUCAGGCGGACGGCAGGGGGCGGCAGGGCUGGAUUCGUCGGACGGCGGCCUCGCUAGUGGACAAAAGCGGCAAGCGGAACCUGUUUGCAUACAUGGCCCAGGAGGGUGACGUGGCAGAGUUUAAUAGGCACACCAAAGGGAAGACGCAGCUGAGAGUGGAGGUGAAGAAGCGGUAUGCGGUGGUUGAUGAGCGGUUGAGAGCGGUGCGAGAACGGGCUUCUCAGGCACCCAAUCUGGAGGCCACUGUUGCCAUGAUGUCUCAUCGAAUCGUGGCGGGACAAGUGGCAGCGUCUCAGCUCCAGGCGGAGCUAGAGCAGGCCAAGGAAGCCAACAGGAAGCUUCUGACGAUGCUGGAGGGUGCCUGGCCUAUUUACCCUCCGCAGCAGUGGGCAUCUGCUGAAGCAGCCCCAGACCAGCAGCUGCCUUGUAAAGCCCAAGUAGCAGUGCAGGAUGGGUGGGGGGACCAAGUAGCUGUGGCGGAUGAAGAGUGUGCAGCUGCUGCAGCUGUAGCAGUGCUGGAUGGGUGGGGAGACCAGGCAGCUGUAGCGGAUGCAGAUUGCAUCAAGGGAGAGCAACACACAGAGGUUCAGCAGCAGCGUGUGAGGGAGCAGAAGCAUGCGGAAGAGCAGCAGCCUGGGAAGGUGACAGAGGAGACUAAGAGCCGGCUACAGAUAGAGGAGAGAGCAACUGCAAGGGAUGAGGAGGCUUUUGAGGCGCGUCUGGUGGAGGUGGCAUCUGGGUUGGGCGCGAGUGAGCAAGCUUCUGAGUCAAUUGGGAAGGAGCGGGGCGCGAGGGCGUGUCUGGUGGAGGUGGCAUCUGGGGUGGGCGCAAGUGAGCAGGAGGUGCUGUCGCUGUGGCAGGGAGCAGUGGAGGCGGAGCAGAAGCAUUGGAAUGAGGCGGAGGCGCAAGCCAAGGAGAUUAUUCCCCCCACCCCCCCCUCCUCUUCUCUUACCCCCUGUUUCCCGUCCCUUCGCUCUCCCGACCAGCUGGACGGCCUGGAGGCGGCAUUUGACGUGCAGCAGCAGCAGGUGGAGGCGCGGCUGCAGAGGCUGCAGCAGGAGCGCCAGAGCGCCAAGGCAAAGGCCUUCAGACACCACAGGGAGGAGGUACUCGCUCUCGACCGAGCCUUCGAGGCUCGGUGGGCCCAGCUGCUGGCUCGGCAGGAGGCUCAGGUUGGGAUGCCGGAGGGUGAGACUGGGCGUGGCGAGGGGUGGCUUGAUGAGGGCGAAGGUGGGGGAGAAGGGGAGGAGACGGUGUGCGUUAGAGAGUUAAGGUAA
Messenger RNA from Closterium sp. Naga37s-1, 6297 nucleotides. The record is from the annotation of a GenBank genome assembly. NCBI's taxonomy places the organism in Eukaryota, Viridiplantae, Streptophyta, Zygnematophyceae, Desmidiales, Closteriaceae.